UGUCACUGCUCUGUUAUCAUGUAAUAAAACGAUCUAUAAUAUCAUAAUACGGUGUUAUACGUGCAGUGCACUUCAACACUGUGAAGCGAGGAGAGUUCAAAUUCAGACCCAACGCGCACAAAACAGCGCAAAACUCGGGGGGAAAAAGUGCAGCCGAGCGCAUCCUCUUUUUAUUUUAAUCGUGCUUGGUUAAAAUAGUAGUGGAGAUCAUGUCAACGGCUGCACGCGUGUUAUGCUCUCUGCACGGCUGUACAAGUGAAAUCUUGCACCGCUCGUGUUUCGGCGUGUAAAAAAAGUGCAAAAGAGUUGAACAUCUAACACACAGAGGGUCUAUUUAUUCCUCAAAUCCAUGCAGUUAAGUUGCUCUUACUUUAUUAAAGUGUCCGUUCAGGCUGCACUGUGUUUUCUGCUGCUUGGUCAGAGAUCAGACUAAACAUCGUAAUGUGUUAUUGGGUUUAUAAAAGCCGCAGAUCUGACUAGUCGCUCCAGUCUAAGUAGAGGCGCUUCCAACAAAAUGAGUCUAAGAUAAGAAGAAGAAGAAAAAAAAUACAGGGCGCAGAAAGAGAAAGAGAAAGAGCGCAGAAGCUUUAUUAAAGCGUAAGAGUGAGUAAAAGUGUGUGAAAGUAUGGCGAAACUUGUGCGAGUCCAACUCGGGGCUCACACACUCGGUCUGAGCUGAUAAAGUUAGUCAGAGAGAGAGGGAGAGAGAGAGAGAGAGAAAGAACGAAGCUCUGAUAUUUCAAUUCAUAAACACGCUCACUCUCAUAAACAUACUUAAAAGAAAGAAAGAAAGAGAAGAGAAGAACGGAGAAAAUAUCGUCCUCCGAAAUCCGCUCGCUCUCCUCUCCCCGCCGACUUUCUCUGCCUUUCCCCUUCUAAUCAAACUCUCACUUCGCGCCGGCGCUUAAUUCCAUAUUUUCAAUUCCUGAUCAUUACUUUCCUCUUUCUCCCUUCCUCCGUCCAUCCAUCCAUCCCUCCCUCCCUCUCCUCUCCUCUCCUCUCCUCUCCCUCCCUCCCUCGCUCUCUCUCUCUCUCUCUCUCUCCCCCUCUCUCUCUCUCUCUCCUUUGCUGAAUCUUAUUGAUCCAGAAGGUGGCUAAUUAGCCCUUCCCGUCGUGCCUGUGUAAUGAAGCACAUGCGCACUGAAUUAAUCACAGCCAUUUUUUUUUUGCAGGAAACUAAUUAGCAGGAAUAAAGCUCCAAAGAGUUUUUUUUUCCUUUUCAAUCAUCAGAUCUCACUUUCACCUCUUCCUCUCUCCCUCUAACACGAGACUCAUCGCCCGCUUUGCAUCCAAAUUAUUUUUUAUAUCGCCUUUAACGACUAAUACUUCGGGUGUGUGUGUGUUUUUUUUUUUCUCCCCCUCUCUCUCUCUCUCUCUCUCUCCUUUUACUCUCCGCAACAACAAUGAUCUUUCUUUUACCGUCCUAAACGCAAACUGACCGAAAAGGGAUCUGCCUUGAUGGGAUCUUUAGCCAAACCGUCUCGAUACUGGAUUAAAAAGCGAGGAUCUCAAAGCGGCAGCAAAAAAAUUGCCUGGAUGCGAUGAACGCCUCAUGUAGGCAUCAGCAUGGAAAGCUGUGAGUCUCCCGUGGUUUCUGGGACAGACGAUGGGCUCAGCUCCUCCACCACCUCCCAGCAGCAGCAGCACCCUCCUCAGCCCUGGAACGAUCACCCUAGUGCACAGGUCACUCCCAGCAACCAACCCACUUCCCUGGAGCCCUUGUCUCUCUCUGUACCCUACCCAGCCCAGCUCCAGAAUCCCAGCACGCCUCGUGAGGCCGUGAGAGAGCAGCAGCAGCAGCAGAAACAGCAGCAGCAAACACGGACCCCACCCCAGGCUCCCAACAACAGCUCUGCCAGCGGCCAGCGGCACCCCAGAAGAGAGGGCUUGGAGGAAGAGGAGCAGGAGGCAUUGAGCUGUGGAGAGGAGGACGAGGAUUUGGAGGACUUGGACGAGAUGGAGAUUGACAGCUGUUUUCCGAGUCUGCAGCCCUUCCCAGGCAUGCCCAUGGCUCAAGUAGGAGGGGGCAUGCCCACUCUCAUGCGCCAGCAGCCUACACGGCGGAGGGAUGCUACAGAGAGUGGGAGUGAAGAAGGAGAGGAGGAGGAGGAAGAAGAGAGCAGCGACGUGGAGAACCUAGCUGGGGAGAUAGUUUACCAACCUGAUGGCUCGGCCUACAUUGUGGAAAGCCUCAGCCAGCUGAUCCAAAGUGAUGGGGGCAUGGCACCUGGUUUGCUCCCCUCAAAUUCUCUCCCCAGUGGGGUUAAGCCUGGGGAACCUUCCGGGACCUCCUCGUCAGUGUACCCUCAGAUCAUCAACACGUUCCACAUAGCCUCGUCUUUUGGGAAGUGGUUCGGCCCCUCAGACCAAGGUUUCCCCAAUACCUCAUCCCCGGCAGGCCUCAGUCCUGUCCUGCACAGUUUCCGCGUAUUCGAUGUGCGGCACAAAAGCAACAAGGAUUACCUAAACAGCGACGGGUCUGCCAAGAAGUCUUGUGUAUCCAAAGAUGUUCCCAACAAUGUGGAUUUCUCCAAAUUUGAUGGACUGGCCCUUUAUGGUAAAGGCAAGCCCAUCCUCAUGUGUUUUCUCUGCAAGCUAUCCUUUGGUUAUGCUCGUUCCUUUGCCACUCACGCCGUCCAUGACCAUCGCAUGACCCUGUGUGAGGAUGAGCGCCGGCUGUUGGGCCACAAGCACGCGUCGGCCAUCAUCCAGGGCAUCGGCAAGGACAAAGAGCCCCUCAUUAGCUUCCUGGAACCAAAAAACAAAAGCUCUCCCCCACCACCCACACUAGUGCCCAUGAACUCAGGCCAGAGCUUCUAUGGCACAUUCAGUGGGGUUCAUUUAGAGGGGGGGAGCAGUAGUGGAGGAGGUGAGGGCCUCCUCAACAAAGACUCUGAUUCGGGUCUCCAGCAGCAAGCCCUCCUCGCCCUGGGAGGCCUUGGUAGUCCCAAGCCGCCCUCUCUUACCUCAACCCCAGGCCCUGCCAAAGACUCCAGCACCCUGCCCAAGGCGCAGGGAGGGAGAACAGAGGGGCCUGUGGGGAAAGAAGGGACUCAUAGAGGGGAGGAUGGGGAUGUGGAGGCCCGUGAAAGCAAGGCUCUCCUUCACGGCGAGGAGUUGGCCUCAGAGGAAGAGGAGGACCUUCUCUUAGAAGAAGAGGAGGACGAGGUGGAGGAUGAAGGCACUACGGUGGCCUGUGGUGGCAGUAGUAGCAGCAGCGGCGGACAAGUAGGGGAACCGGCUGUCUCAAACCAAAGCAUUUCCAAAUCUCCUUUAUUAAUGCCUAGUAGCGCUCUCCAGCCUUCUGCCUGUCCCUCUGCAGCCAGCCCCACGCUGAACAGCAAAGCCCCAGCUUCCAUGUCCUCUUCCUCCAUCAGGGGAUCAGAAGAGGGGAUGGCUGCAGAUGGUGGAGGGAGGACUUCGGAGCUCCCUCUGAGCUUUAACUGCCAGGGGCCCACUGUCCCCAUGGCGAUGGCGGCAGCUGCCAGCAGAGGGGGCGAGGAUGACGGGGCGGGGACCUCCUCCCCUCUCGCCUCCAAUGCCGCCGCUGACGAAAGUGCCAAUCGUGAUAGUGCCACAGCUCCUGAACCAAAUGAAUGCCCGGCAGAGGGAGACGAGGACAACGGUACCCUCCUGCACCACCACCACCACCUCCACCAUCAUCACCACCAUCCACACCCCUCGCCUCACUCCCACUCCCAUCACACAGGGUCCUGCGACAUGACUGGGGUGGGCGAGUGCACCCAGAACCACGGUGUAGGGGCCAGUGGAGGCAGCGGGGUCGAGUGCCCCAAGUGUGACACGGUCUUGGGCUCGUCACGUUCCCUGGGGGGCCACAUGACCAUGAUGCACUCGCGCAACUCAUGCAAGACGCUCAAGUGUCCCAAGUGCAACUGGCACUACAAGUACCAGCAGACCCUGGAGGCACACAUGAAGGAGAAGCAUCCAGACUCUGGGAGCUCCUGUGUGUACUGCAGCAGCGGGCAGAGCCACCCGCGCCUGGCGCGUGGCGAGAGCUACACCUGUGGCUACAAGCCCUUCCGCUGUGAGGUCUGCAACUACUCCACUACUACCAAGGGCAACCUGAGCAUUCACAUGCAGUCAGACAAGCACCUCAACAACAUGCAGACGCUGCAGAACGGAGGCUCCAUCCCCACGGCCAGCGAGCAAGUUUUUGGUCACGCGCCUGGUGGUGUGGUGGCCGUACCCUCAGCCACUCAGGCCAGCAGUCACCACACCAGCCACCACCAUCACCCGGCCCAGUCCUCCACCCACAUGGCAGGGCCCUGUGGUGCCCCCUCGCCCACCAAGCCCAAGAGCAAGCCCACUUGGCGCUGCGAGGUGUGUGACUAUGAAACGAAUGUGGCUCGCAACCUGCGCAUCCACAUGACCAGCGAGAAACACAUGCACAACAUGAUGCUGCUCCAGCAGAAUGUGACCCAGAUGCAACACGGCCGCCUGGGUCUGGGGGCUAUGCCCUCGCCCUCAGAAGCAGAGCUUUACCAGUACUACUUGACCCAGAACAUGAGCCUCCCCCCAGGCCUAAAGUUGGAUCCUUCUGGAACCGAUGCCCAGUUUCUGCUUGGAGGAUUCCAUCUGGACCCAAAUAUAGCUGCCCUAGCUCCAGCACUAGGUGGGGACAUCCCAAUGGAUGUGCGUCUGGGUGGAGGGCAGCUGGUGUCCGAGGAGCUGAUGACCCUAGGUGAGAGCCUGUCGCAGACCAGUGACCCUUCACUCAAGCUCUUCCAGUGUGCUGUGUGCAACCGCUUCACCACUGACAACUUGGAUGUGCUGGGCCUGCACAUGGGGGCCGAGCGCUCACUGCCUGAGGACGAGUGGAAGGCAGUUGUGGGCGACUCACAUCAGUGCAAGCUGUGCUGCUACACCACACAGCUGAAGGCCAACUUCCAGCUGCACUGCAAGACCGAUAAGCAUGUGCAGAAGUACCAGCUGGUGGCCCACAUCAAGGAGGGUGGGAAGGGCAACGAGUGGCGCCUCAAGUGCGUGGCCAUCGGCAACCCGGUGCACCUCAAGUGCAAUGCCUGUGACUACUACACCAAUAGCCUGGAGAAGCUGCGCAUGCACACCGUCAACUCGCGUCACGAGGCCAGCCUCAAACUUUACAAGCACUUGCAGCAGCACGAGAGUGCAGUGGAAGGUGAGGCAUGCUACUAUCACUGCAUGCUGUGUAACUACUCUACCAAGGCCAAGCUGAACCUGAUCCAGCACGUGCGCUCCAUGAAGCACCAGCGCAGCGAGAGCCUGCGCAAGCUGCAGCGUCUGCAGAAGGGCCUGCCUGAGGAGGAGGAGGACCUGAGCACCAUCUUCACCAUUCGCAAGUGUCCAACCAGCGACACUGGAGAGCUGAGUGAGGAUGUGGAGGCUGCCAGCGAGACCACCACAGACCAGGAGGACCAAACCAAAGACAGAGAGAGUGGGGGGGAGAAGGAGCUCACCAAAGGCACAGCAGCAGCAGCAGCCAGCCAGUCAGAGAGGGAUCAGACAGAGUCACCGAUCCCCUCCAAGCGGCCUCCUUCAAGGUCUGGGGCUUCAGAGAGCCCUCUUUCUUCCAAACGUCCCAGGACGGCCGAGAAGAGCACUGGAGAGCAGAUGUACCAGUGCCCCUACUGUAAGUUCACGAAUACGGAUUUGAACAGACUGAGGAUGCACGUGAUGACCCAGCACUCGGUGCAGCCCAUGCUGCGGUGCCCACUGUGCCAGGACAUGCUCAACAACAAGAUCCACCUGCAGUUCCACCUCACGCACCUGCACAGCGUAGCCCCGGACUGCGUCGACAAGCUAAUAGCCACUGUGGCAACGUCAGAGGCGCUGCCAGCAAGCAUGUUCAUACCAGUCCCUGGACCAGAGAGAGAGGCUCAAAAUACAUCCUUGUCCAACUCAACCUCUGAUGACACAAAGAAACAAGCAGAGACUACAGAUGUUGAGCCUGAGAAAGGAAUUUCUAUGGCCACAGAUAUAAUUGAAGCUCGCAAGUCACCUCUUGAAGAUCAGCAGCCGUCAAGAGAAGACACUACUGGAUUCCUAUGCUGGAAGAAAGGCUGUAACCAAGUAUUCAAAUCCUCUAAUGCGCUUCAGAUGCACUUCAAUGAGGUCCACAACAAAAGGCCUCAGCUGCCAGUCUCUGAUCGUCACGUCUACAAGUACCGUUGCAACCAGUGUAGUCUGGCAUUCAAGACGAUAGAGAAGCUGCAGCUGCAUUCCCAGUAUCAUGUUAUCCGAGCAGCUACCAUGUGUUGUCUCUGCCAGCGGAGUUUCAGGACUCUACAGGCCUUGAAGAAGCACUUGGAGACUAGUCACCUUGAACUGAGCGAAGCUGACAUUCAGCAACUAUAUGGAGGCUUGCUAAUGAAUGGAGACCUAAUGGUUAUGGGUGACCCUUCGCUUGGAGAAGACCAAGCAGGUCUGAUUGAGGAUGAGAAAGAAGGAGAAGAGAGUGAUCCUGAGGAAAAACAGAGCCCAACAGGCAGUGAUUCAGGAUCCUUGCAAGAGGAUUCUGGAUCAGAGCCCAAGCGAGCACUCCCGUUUAGAAAAGGUCCGAAUUUCACCAUGGAAAAGUUCUUAGAUCCUUCUCGUCCUUUCAAGUGUACAGUAUGCAAAGAGUCUUUUACCCAGAAGAAUAUUCUUCUCGUGCAUUAUAACUCUGUGUCACACUUGCACAAGGUGAAACGGGCCCUGCAGGAAUCCACCACAGGUCAGCCAGAGCCAACCAGCAGCCCUGAUAAUAAGCCCUUCAAGUGCAGCACUUGCAAUGUUGCAUAUAGCCAGAGCUCUACACUGGAGAUUCAUAUGCGCUCUGUCCUCCACCAGACUAAAGCUAGGGCAGCCAAACUUGAAGCAGCUGGUGGCAGUUCCAGCUCUGUCAGCAGUGGCAGUUUAAGUGGAGGCACCUCUAACAGCACUUCCACCCCCAGCCCUGUCCCACCCACUAACUCAACAACCAGCUCUAACAACAACAGCUGUUCUCCAGCAAACGUUCAGACAGCACACAGCAUCCUGGGAGGAAACCACCUUAGUCAGUCUCACAGCCUUGAGAGCAUGUCUAACUCAGCUUGUCAUCCUUCUCCCUCUGAGAACCAGGAUGUAAAGAAAAAGAAGUUUGCAGACAUGUUGUCCUCAAGAGGCCACCAGCAGCAGCUCCAACAGCAGCAGCUGGCUCAGGCUCAAGCACAAGCCCAGGCCCAGCUCCAACAAGAGCUCCAGCAGCAAGCGGCCCUACUUCAGUCCCAGCUCUUUAACCCCCUACUACAGCACUUCCCAAUGACAACAGAUGCUCUUCUGCCACUUCAACAGCAGCAGCUGCUGUUUCCUUUCUAUAUCCCUGGGGCUGAAUUCCAGUUAAAUCCAGAAAUUAACCUGAACAGUUCUCUGAACUUAAGUGGCUCUGCUGCAUCACUAUUGGAGGAACAGAAGAACCAGGCACAGCAAGCCCAACAGAGCUGUUUACAACAGCAAUUGACACACCACCACCUUCAGCAACAGCACCAAGCUCAUUCGCACUCCCAGGCCUCGAGCCAAAUGGCUUUACUUCAACAGAGUGCAUCUCUCUCGCAUUCAGUAGACAAAAAACCAAAGUCGCUAGUUGCUCAUAGUGAGAAGGACAGAGAGCUGCCAAAGGAUAAAGAAAUGAAUGAUAAAACAGAGGAUCAUACUCCAAAGGAUCUCUCAGACAAUUCAAAGUCCAAAGAGAAGAAAGAUGCACCACAGGCUGUAACUAAUGUGAAUCAGGACACUGGAUUCCCUCCACCACGAAUUGCAUCAGAUGCUCGUGGCAAUGCCACCAAAGUGUUGUUGGAGAAUUUCGGAUUUGAACUGGUGAUUCAGUACAAUGAGAACAAACAAAAAGCUCAGAGAAAGCCCACAGGAUCUGUAUCUGGAUCAAGUGUGCCAGGUGGCAUCACUAGAGUGGUUGAUCCUGUUGAGGGACUGGAGAAAUUGGAGUGUGAGGCCUGUGGUAAGCUCUUCUCCAACAUUUUAAUCCUGAAGAGUCACCAGGAGCACAUCCAUCAGGCCUUCUUCCCUUUUAGAUCACUAGAGAGAUUUGCCAAGGAGUAUAGAGAACAGUAUGACAAGUUGUACCCACUAAGACCACAGACACCUGAGGCUGCUCCUCCCCCACCACCCCCUCCUCCCCCGCCACCGCCACCCCCGCCACCUCCACAGAGGGCACCGACACCAAAUAUACCCGUCUCUGCACCCGCACUCACUCCGCCAACUGCCCCGACCCCACAGCCUCCAGGUCCACUUGCUCAAAUUCCAAUGCCAAUGGAUCUUCCUCUCUUUUCUCCACUCAUGAUGCAGCCUAUGUCUCUCCAGUCCCUACCCUCUCAAAUUCCUGCCCAGUUGCCAGCUGUUGAACCAGGUCUUGCCACUGAUCUUGCACAACUGUAUCAGCAGCAACUCACACCUGCAAUGCUGCAGCAACAGAGCAAAAGACCCCGCACACGUAUAACAGAUGACCAACUAAGGGUUCUGCGACAGUACUUUGACAUCAACAACUCACCAAAUGAGGAACAAAUAAAGGAAAUGGCAGACAAGUCAGGACUUCCACAGAAGGUCAUCAAGCACUGGUUUCGGAAUACUCUUUUUAAAGAGCGACAACGCAACAAAGACUCACCCUACAACUUCAACAAUCCACCUAUUACCACUCUGGAGGACGUCAAAAUUGAUUCUAAGCCACCUUCCCCUGAACCCCAAAGACAGGAGUCCUGUGGCAGUAAGAGAUCCUCAAGAACACGGUUUUCAGACUACCAGCUUAGAGUACUGCAAGAUUUCUUUGAUGCCAAUGCCUACCCUAAAGACGAUGAAUUCGAGCAGCUGUCCAAUCUUCUGAGCCUACCAACUCGAGUCAUUGUUGUAUGGUUCCAGAACGCCAGACAGAAAGCCCGUAAAAAUUAUGAGAACCAGGGCGAUGGAGCAAAAGAAGGUGAACGACGUGAGUUAUCCAAUGAUCGAUACAUUCGUACUACCAACUUAAACUAUCAGUGCAAGAAAUGCAGCCUGGUCUUCCAGCGCAUAUUUGACCUCAUUAAACAUCAAAAGAAGCUUUGUUACAAAGAUGAAGAUGAAGAAGGACAAUAUGACAGUCAAAACGAGGACUCUAUUGAUCACUUACAUGAAUACUACACGCCUUCUGGGUCAUCAGGUCACACACCGAUGCCAUCAUCUUCAAGUCUUUGCCCUCUUCCACCUUCUUCCUCGUCUUUCUCUCCCAUGACAUCUGAGAAGGUUGAAGCUGCCCCUGCUAGCACAUCAAACACUUUUGAUGAGAAAUCCAAAAACUCUGCAGAAACAUCCUUGGCCCAAAGAGAGCAGUCAUCACUGAAACAGGAAAGCAGUCACCCACCUGAGACUCCACCGCAGAGACCACCACGAGAGGAAAAGGUUCAUAUAGCCUCAAAGAACACAAAGCUUUCUUCACCUUCCCUCUCCCAGCAGCAACAGCACAGUGGGUCUUCAGCCUCAGCCUCUCACACCAGCCAGACUCCAUCCCAAAGUACCCUGAUGGCCCUCAAUCCACAUUUAGCCACUGCAUCACAGCAGCAGCUGGCCCAGAUGAUUCCUUACCAGUGUGAACAGUGCAAGCUUGCCUUCCCCUCAUUCGAACACUGGCAAGAACACCAGCAGCUCCAUUUCCUGAGUGUUCAAAACCAAUUUAUUCACCCCCAGUUCUUGGAUCGCUCAAUGAACAUGUCUUUUAUGUUAUUUGAUCCUAGUAAUCCUCUGCUAGCUAGCCAGCCUCUUGCCGGUGCUUUGCCUCAAAUACCCAGCAACUCUGCCACUUCUCCAUCAACUCCUACAUCCACCAUGAACUCUCUAAAGAGGAAACUGGAGGAGAAAGCAGGCACUAGUCCAGGUGAAAAUGACAGUACGAAUAGUGGAGAGGAACCACAAAGAGAUAAACGUCUUCGAACCACUAUUACACCUGAGCAGCUUGAGAUUCUGUACCAAAAAUAUUUACUAGACUCUAAUCCCACCCGAAAAAUGCUUGACCAUAUUGCUCAUGAAGUAGGGCUCAAAAAACGGGUGGUGCAAGUAUGGUUUCAAAACACCAGGGCCAGGGAAAGAAAAGGGCAGUUUCGGGCUGUUGGGCCAGCUCAAGCCCAUCGCCGUUGCCCUUUUUGUCGGGCCCUCUUUAAAGCUAAAACUGCUCUGGAAGCCCACAUCCGUUCACGUCACUGGCAUGAGGCAAAGCGUGCUGGUUACAACUUAACACUUGCUGGUUUAGUAUCUGAACAGGAAGGCAUGCACAUGAAGAUGGAUCCUCAGGAUAUUGCUACUUAUGCUCAUCUGGGCACUUCUAACAGUGAUGCUCACUGCUCAUCCUUGUCACCUGUAAGUAAAAACAUGGAUUUGUCUCCAAGGGCACUUUUAAGUCCAACAUCUAUCAAGGUUGAGGGAAUGGAGGAGUUUGAAAGCCCAACCAUGUCCUCAGUAAACAUGAGCUUUGACCAGAGCAAGCUUGAUAAUGAUGAUUGUUCUUCUGUAAACACCGCAAUCACCGAUACCACCACAGGUGAUGAGGCUAAUGUUGACAAUGACAGUGCUGAUGCGAAGCAUAGCCACAACAGUGGAGAUUUCUUGUCCAAGACUGGGGGAACAGUCCCAUCUCUUGAGAAUGAUGACCAGAUGUCUUCAGGACUAGUGAGUCCUGCAACAAGUUAUUAUGCGAAAGACUUUGAAAAUGAAAAUAUGGUGGAUUACAGCGAAACAUCUAGUUUAGCUGAUCCUUGCUCACCAAGCCCUGGGGCAUCUGGUAGUAGAAGCAUUGACAGUGGAGACAGGCCUGGUCAAAAGCGUUUCCGAACUCAGAUGACUAACCUCCAGCUGAAAGUGCUCAAGUCCUGCUUUAGCGAUUACAGGACCCCUACUAUGUUGGAGUGUGAGGUACUCGGCAAUGAAAUCGGACUUCCAAAGAGAGUCGUACAAGUCUGGUUCCAGAAUGCUCGCGCUAAGGAAAAGAAGGCGAAACUCAGUAUGGCUAAACACUUUGGCAUCAACCAGACCUCUUAUGAGGGACCUAAGACGGAGUGCACUUUGUGUGGUGUUAAGUACAGUGCACGUCUCUCAGUGCGGGACCAUAUCUUCUCCCAGCAACAUAUCUCCAAAGUAAAGGAUACAAUUGGAAGCCAGCUUGACAAAGAGAAAGAGUACUUUGACCCAGCCACUGUUCGUCAACUCAUGGCCCAACAAGAGAUGGAUCGUAUCAAGAAAGCCAAUGAGGUCCUUGGACUGGCACAACAACAAGCCAUGCAGCAACAAGGGAUGUUUGACAGUCCUGCCUUGCAAGCCCUGAAUCUGCAGUCAGCCUAUUCAAAUCUGCAAGGGAUACCCCCUGUCCUCUUGCCCGGUGUUGGAAGCCCUUCCCUUCCUGGCUUUAACUCAUCCAAUUCAGCUUUAACCCCUCCGAAACCUCCGAACAUCCUGAACAUGCCUGGUGCCAGUGUACCCUCACCUAGUCUCCCAACAUCUGGUUUACCCAACAAGAUCCCUUCCUCUUCCUCAUUGGCCUCCCCCAGCCCAGCUCAGGCCAGCACUUCUGUUGCCCACUCAAGUACUACAACCACAUCCACAUCAAACUCCCUGACCACCCAACCAGGCCCGCAUCCUCCCAAAGAGCGUGAAACUGAAAGGGCCAGGGAGAAAGAGAAGCCCAAGGAGAAGGCUGAGAAGUCCACCACACCAUCGUCAACUGGAGGAACUCCUGCUCCCUCCACUUCUGCUGCCAGCGCCAAGAAGGAAAAACCAGACACAGCAGUUCCGGCCACCUCGAUGCCAACUCCUGGUAUGGAGUAUGUGGUCGAUCCUGCCCAGCUUCAAGCUCUGCAGGCCGCUUUAGCAUCAGAUCCAACAGCUCUGCUUACCAGCCAGUUCCUGCCCUAUUUUAUGCCAGGUUUUUCUCCAUAUUACGCCCCCCAGAUUCCAGGAGCUCUUCAAGGUGGAUAUCUUCAGCCUAUGUAUGGUAUGGAAAGUCUUUUCCCCUACAACCCAGCUUUAUCACAGGCCCUGAUGGGGCUGUCACCAGGAUCCCUGCUCCAGCAUUACCAGCAAUAUCAGCAGAGCCUUCAGGAGGCACUUCAGCAGCAACAGCGGCAGCUUCAGCAAAUCCAGCAACCCAAAGCGAGCCAAACUCCAGCCCCUUCUCAGCCCUCGGUGGACCGUAAAGAUUCUGCCAAAGAUCCAGUAAAAACAGAGGAGCAGAAAGGCACUCCCCCGGUUGAUACCUCUUCUUCUCACAAUAACCUACCCCCUGAGCAGCAUGAAGUGGAUGGUAAAGGUGCAGACCCUCUUCUUGACCAAUACAUUGUCCCCAAAGUUCAGUACCGGCUGGCGUGCCGCAAAUGUCAAGCUGUUUUCAGCAAGGAGGAAGCGGCGAUCAGCCACCUCAAGUCGAUCUGCUUUUUCGGUCAGUCUGUGGCAAACAUGCAAGAGAUGUUGCUUCGGGUCCCCACCAGUGGCAGUGCAGCCGAGGGUGGCCUCUAUGACUGCCUGCCCUGUAACACCACUCUGGACGGGGACAAAGCGCUCAGUCAACACCUGGAUUCAGCCUUGCACAAACACAGAACAAUCACGCGAUCAGCCAGAAAUGCCAAAGAGCACGCUACUAGUUUAUUACCUCACUCUUCAGCCUGCUUCCCCGAUCCUAACACCGCAUCUACCUCGCAGUCUGUCACUCACCCAAACAACACCCCAUCUCCCCCGCCAACAACGUCAAACGCCACGCCGUCCUCAUCUGUGUCUGCAUCUUCGUGCUCCUCCUCCACGGCUGCCCCCCUGAAUGCCACAGCUGCCAGCAAACCCUGGCCCCAGGCCUCUUUCUCUAGAGCUUUAGCUGGGAAGUCCAACGCCACUCCUUCUACAUCGUCUUCUUUUCCUCCAGUAUCCUCACCUUCAACGGUUACCUCAAGUUCAUUGAGCACCUCAGGGGUUCAGACCUCGAUACCAACAGACGUCUUUACCGACGAAUCUGACUCUGAUAGCAGUCAGAAGUCAGCGGACAGGCUGGGCCGGUCGGCAGAGGAGCCGCAACAGCCCGGUUGUCUCAAAGACAGUGAUAGUUGUAGUAGUAAUAUGGCUAGUGUAGGAACAGACUCCAUCAGAUUGUAAAGAGCUUUCGGUGAUGGACAAUAUUUAAAACACACAAAAGACAAAAAAAAAGAAUAAAACACAGAAGUAAAAAAAAAGCAGCAAUGUUUAAAAUAUGUUUAAAAGUAUACAAACCAAUUUCAGAAAAAGAUGUGUAAAGACUAACUGCAAUUCCAAAGCUUGUAACCAAAAAUUUAAACGUUAGUGGAUUGUUUUCCCAUAUCAACAUGCUGGUUUUAGUUUAUUUCAACUCAAAUAUAUAUAGCUUUAUAUAUAUAUAUACAUUUUUAUAUAUAUAUAUAUAUGAAUUAAUAAAGAACGCUGCGGUUAACACGUGGAUAUUGCUAGGGGAACGCUGUAUUGCAAUGGACUGCCUCAAAGUCAAACGGCCCCAGAACCUGUCUAUACAAAGAAUGAGAUAACAAGCUGUCCGUUGUCUGCAGAAGUAUUUCCACCUAAUAGCACAGUUACACAAAGCCAGUAUGUACUGUAUGGGAGAAUAGUCUUACAGUUUUCUUGCUAUCUAAGCAUUCAAAUACCAAUGGCUUGCUAAAGAAAAAAAAGAAUAAUGUAAUGUCUAUUUUAUUCUCAGGUCAACAGCUCACAACCUUUUUUAUGUUACAAAAAAAUCAUUAUUUUAUUCAUUUUGUUCCUUAAAAACGUUUCUGUUGUGUUACUUUUACUGACAGAAAGUAUUUGGAAGUGAUACUAACUUAAAGACAUAGCUUUCUGGGCAUUCAAAUGGGUAGCUGAACUGCUGGUUGUAAACCUUUUAAAUUCUUUUAAAUAGAAGAAUAACUAAUCCCACUAUACCCAGACACGAAGAGCAUUGCAGACUUGUUGGUGAGGGAAAAAAAAAGAUUUUUUUUUGUUUUAAGGAAAAAAACUUUCUGUAUUUAUGAUAGAUAUAAACAUUUUGGUGUUAAGUAGAUUGUUGCAUUGGAAAUGAAUUUAAACAGUAUGGUAGACUGAAAAAUCUUUGUGUACAUUUAGCUUUUGUAUUGUCCAACCUUAAGGCGCUUCAUUUGAUGUUGUCUUGGUCAUUCCAAUAGACUAGAUUAAGGAACAGGAACUGAUCUAAACUUUAUUUCUGUCAAAUCCACAGCUUCUUGGAUUUUGUUCACCCGACUGCCACCGACAGACUUGGCAGAAUCCCUCGUGUUUUCGUGAGGGUUUUCUCUCCUUCGAUGGUCGGUGCAGCACUGACCAAAAAGAGAAAAGAGAUCCGGGGUGCGUUUUCAAAAAUGAUUAUUCAGUUAUCUUUGUGUUACCUUUUAUUGUGCACUUACAGUUGUCUGACUUACUUUAUCCCUGUCUUUCUGUGUUACUCCCUCCUUUCUUUGUUCGUUCGUUUAUUUUUGUCUGUUUUUUUCCUCUCUGCAUUUGUAGAUUAGGAGAUUCUUCUCCUUUAGCACUGCAAAGCAGAUUUUCUUUUUUGUAUUUCAUGCAGUGUGGCUGCAGUCUGUUAUAGGCUUUUUUUUAAUUUACGCUCUUUCGUUGUUGUCAUAAAUGAAAAUGAAAAGAAUAAUAAUAAUUCACGCUUUAAAACGAAAAGAAAAUCCAAAGACUAAACACUUUCACCAUUGGUGCAUAAAGAUGAGAAAAGAGGCUUCUUUAUACUUGAGAAUUUGUUGCUGUUUUUAAGGAAAGAAAACAAAGUUUUAAAAUAAAAGGAGUACGCAUCAGAGCUGCCGUCUUUGCUUCUUUGCAAGCAGACCGGUGGCUUUUUUACGUGAAAUACCAAGAAUACCAAAAACCAAAAAAGGACCCUUGUCCUUGCAUUGUGGAGUAGCACCAUUACAGAGCCAUUGCAGUUUGUAAGAUAGAAGUUGAGAAUCUCUUUGUUUAACUCUUCUGUCACACGAGAUCCUUUUUUUUUGUCGUCGUUUUGUUUUUUUUAAAGAAAAUGUAUAAGGUCUGGUCUUUGAGGACAUACGUUUUGCUGCUAAUGUAGAUUUUUGAAAAGAAGAAUACCUAGAUGCAUGCUCAUUUUGCUUUUUUGGCUAAGCUUUAAUGAAAAAAAACAACCAACCAAUAAACCAUUUCCCUGCCUCUGCGACAUAUUUUUUUUCUUCUCGUUGCAAAAACGGAACUCUGAAGACUGUGAAUAUAUGUUCCAAAUGACAUUUUUUGCUUUUUGUUCCUUCUUUUUGUCUUUUUCUCUCUUUUUUUUUUGAGCAGACCAAUGUCAAAAGCCAAUGAUCUAUUACGUUUGUAAAGAACAGUGCAUUCCAAAUACCAACCGUUUGAUUUCUUAAUCAAGGACAGCUUCUGUUUUCUUUUUAUUGAAUCUGAGUUCUAUUCUAGUUUUCUCUCAUUUCUAAGGUGACUGUAAGGUGUUGUGUACUGAACUUCACCGUUUGAUUCCCCUCAUUCUGAAGUGCGUGUUGUAGGGAGUUAAAGUCCCUGCAGCGGGGUUAAAGCUUUUCUGUUUUUUGUUCUUCUCACUUGAAAUAGAUCAUCAUGUAAUAGUGGUUACCAAAAAUGUACAUAUUGUAAUACAUCUGGUACUUACACGUCUCACUGGUCUAGUGUCAUCAUGCCUCUCCAUCUAUAAAGAGUCUCAGAAGGAAAUAAAGGCUGUUUCGCGAACAAAAAAAUAAAGUCUGGAGUGGCGGCCUCCCCUCCUGGAAAAUCACGUAGGGACUUGCCCCAGGUUUCUGCAGGGUGUAAAGCCAUUUUCAUGCACGUUAUGUCUAUUACAGGUUUCCAAGGGACAUCUUCAUUCCAAAGCAUUAUAAGACUGGAAAAAGUUUUUUUUUCUUUUUUGUUUUUUUGUUUUCCUGAAGGUGUCCCUUGUUUCGGAUGGUGAUAAGGUAUGUUUCUGCCUUUAUGUCCAAAGUGGUCUCUCACUCCAACUCAUCGCGAUGGGAAUGGUUCCGUUUAAUCCAAAUGCCCCCCCCCACCACCUUUUCGUAAAAAGAUUUUUUUUUAUAUCCUUACCAAAACUAAGAAAUGUUUAAAUUUGUGAAUAACCGCUUUCUGAUUUUUAUUUCGGCCACAGAUGUAUAGCAAGUGUAUUUGGCCUACAUGAUACAUUGCCGCAAUCUCGGAAGUGUGUUUAAAAAAAAAAAAGUGUUACGUCUUGCAGAGCGAUGUGAUUUGGUGUUAAUACUUGCGCAUGCUGUUGAAAUUAGGUUGAUUUGAUCUGCAAGCUUGCCACUCCUCUCCAAUCCUGUUCGAAAAAUACUGUUCAUAAUUAUUUUUAAGAAUCCUGAUGUAUAGUUUAUUUUUAAAUGCUUUUGCUUCGACUUUCGUUUCAGAUAAGGUCAGACAUUUAUUAUUUUCCUAUAACUAUUUGUAUGUUAUUUUAUGUUCUGUAUAUUAAAUUCUCCUCAUAUACGUAAAUUAACGUUUUAACACCAGCUUUAAAUUUGAAUGGCAGAUUUUUGUUUAUUUUUAUUUUUUGUUUUUCUUAUUCUAUGACCUGGCCACUUUAUGGUGUAAGUAUGUUCCUGUUUUGUCUUUUUUUUUUCUACACUGUUGAUCUCUUGCUUCCAAUGUGUUCUGUUUUAUUCUUUAUGGGCUCUGGUGAGGGUCCUCACAAGGGUCCUCACAAUCAACUCUGCCAGCAUGGACUGUGUGCGUGUUUCUUAAGAGCCGAGUUUUUUUUUUUUCUUUCAUACUUUUUGUUCUAUUUUCCACUUUUAUUUCACACCAAAAUCGUUCAGAACUGCAAAGCUGGAUCUUCAGUACGAGGGUGAAGAUUUGGGAACGUUACAAUAACUGUUACGUGGAGGAAAUGAUGCUGAAGCACUGAGCAGUUUUUUUGCUAUUGUUUUCUUUUUAUACAAUUACUGUUACUUUCAUGAAAUAUAUGAAUGUGGCCAAAGCAUAAUGCAGUUGAAACGUAAAAAAAAAGAAUUUCAGUUGGUGCCCCUGGUGAGUGUAUAUUUAUUGUGGCACAACACGACACACGACUGAGAUACAUCGACUCUCAUUGGGAUACUUGAUUUUUGUGGACAUUUUGCAAAGAGAGAAAGAAGGCAGGUUUUGCUGUAGAGGUCAUCCUUUUGCCCACUGUGAAAAAAAACAUGUAUACAGAUAUAGAUAUAUUUAAAGAAGACAUCUUUUUUUUUGUUUUUUUUGUUGUUCUAAAUGACAAAGAAGGAAAAACAAAGAGAACUGAACUCUGGGAAGCGUGGGAGAUGUCAGUGAAAUGUCUGAGAAGGCUGUUGGCACACCAAAACUGGGCAUGGGAGCCAAAGGCAGGGACAAGGCGCGCCUCCGAUAUCACGUCAUUAUUUAAUUACUGACAAUUUGCCUAUGGGAAUAGACUCUGCAACUAGUGGACAUGCGCGACACGGAGAGGAAUAAAUCUGGGUUACGCUGAACUUCAGUGGCUGGAGUGGCCACCUUUUCUCUCUCUCUCUCUCUCUCUCUCUCUCUCUCGCUCUAGUUCUGCAUCUACUUUGAUGGACAUUUUCCACACUUCUGAACGGGACGGACAGUACCACAUGCCUCUUUUUUCUCCCAGUUCAUGGUGUUGCUACCUGUUUCAUUUCUUCUUGCUCGUCUCACCGAUGGACGGACGACGUCCUCCGGUCAAACCGCCGGCACCGGCCUGCACCUGACCUGGAGCCGGCCCGAUCUCAUCGAUCCAUCGCUAAAAAAGGACUCGCUGUCGGAGGGGGGAGGGGCUUUCUCGGCUGUCAUUCCUGAGGAAGCUGUUCAACACAAAAAAAAGCAACGCAACCAAAAUUAACAACCAAACUUAACAAGCAACCAAACAAAAAAAACUACACAUAAGCUCCAAUUUCAAAGACAAACUGCUACUGGAGCUCCCUGUUCCUUUCGUGACUCCUGGUGCCACAAUUUUUUUUAAUGCUUUUUUUUUGUGUUUUAUUUUUGUUUGUUUUUUUCUUCUUUUUUUUCUCGAAUUAUUCCUCCUUCGAGCCUCACAAGCACGGCUCAGUGGCUCCAGGUAGCCCACCCGAGGGUAGAAAAAACAGCCUUGCAAUGUACAAAAAAGAGCAAGUUAAACCAAAAAUGUUGUUCUUGAUGUCUUUUCUAUACUGUAGUCUUGUUAGCUUUUUUGUUACUGUAAUUAUAUGAUGAAGAUUUCCAAACUGUACCAAAUUACAUGGAGACUAACAUACAUAAACCACAUGGAACUUCAGACUUUUAAAGAAAACUUUUGUCACAAAAACCUUGUUGUCCUAGUUAAGUUGAUUGUAGAUGGUAAUUGAAUAUACUCCUUUGAAAAUAUUUCAUCAAGUAUGUUUCUUGCUCAUUGUGAUACAUUAAAAAGUAUGAGCAUAAAUGCA
Messenger RNA from Colossoma macropomum (tambaqui), 18371 nucleotides. RefSeq names its product zinc finger homeobox 3 (gene zfhx3). Gene Ontology annotation, cellular component: nucleus. Lineage: Eukaryota; Metazoa; Chordata; Actinopteri; Characiformes; Serrasalmidae. Gene Ontology annotation, biological process: brain development; regulation of neuron differentiation; regulation of transcription by RNA polymerase II. Gene Ontology annotation, molecular function: DNA-binding transcription factor activity, RNA polymerase II-specific; RNA polymerase II cis-regulatory region sequence-specific DNA binding; zinc ion binding. The record is from RefSeq and is a predicted model, not a curated record.